ACUUGAUCCUAAUGUAAUAUUCGAUAGUGGAUCGCACAUUUUGCUAUUUAUUUUAGAAUUUAAUUGCGAAUUCAGAUUUACAGAUUAUUUGUUCUGAUUUAAAAAUGUCACAAUUUCUUGAUGAUCGAGACAAUGAUCUAAUGUUGUUGAAUACUCAAUGUAGUAAUUUUGAUUAUGGCGAAUAUUCACAACGACUUAAUUCAUCAUCAUCACAACAACAAUCAUACAAUCAUCAUGAUGUUUUUCAGGAUCAAGCCGGUAAUUCAUCACCAAACAAUAGUGUAGCCGCUGAUUCGAUAAUAACAUCGGAUAUAACGGGUAUAACACAGAAUUUUAGUGAAUUAAAUUUCGAAGAUGAAGACGAUGAAAAUGCUAUCGUUAAUGAUUAUAAUAAAGAAUUGCCUGGACAUGCUUGUAAAUAUUGUUGUAUACAUGAUCCAAAUACUGUUGUACAAUGUAAUAUUUGUAAAAAAUGGUUCUGUAAUGGUCGUGGUAAUACAUCGGGUAGUCAUAUUAUUAAUCAUUUAGUAAGAUCGAAACAUAAAGAAGUUAGCCUACAUAAAGAUGGUACACUUGGUGAUACUGUACUUGAAUGUUAUAGCUGUGGUUGUCGUAAUGUUUUUGUAUUGGGUUUUAUACCGGCUAAAGCUGAUUCGGUUGUCGUUUUGCUUUGUCGACAACCAUGUGCUGCACAAUCAAGCCUUAAAGAUAUGAAUUGGGAUCCCGAUCAAUGGAAACCAUUAAUAUCGGAACGAAUGUUUCUCUCAUGGUUAGUGAAAGUUCCAUCAGAUGAAGAACAGCUGAGAGCUAGACAAAUCACAGCACAACAGAUUAAUAAAUUGGAAGAACUUUGGAAAGAAGGUAGUUCUGAUGCGACAUUUUUGGAUCUCGAGAAACCGGGUGUCGAUGAAGAACCACAACAAGUAUUGGUCAGUUAUGAGGAUGCCUAUCAAUAUCAAAGUAUAUUUUCACCAUUGGUUAAACUUGAAGCAGAAUAUGAUAAAAAAUUGAAAGAAUCACAAACCCAAGAUAAUAUUGAAGUACGAUGGGAUGUUGGUCUCAAUAUGAAAAUCAUUGCCUAUUUUCGUAUUGCUAAAUCCGAUACGGAUAUGCGUUUAAUGCAUGGUGAUGAGCUUAAACUUCGUUAUGUUGGUGGUGAUCCAACAAAACUAUGGUCCGGUAUUGGCCAUGUAACGAAAAUUCCAGAUAAUUAUAGUGAUGAAGUGGCCAUUGAAUUGAAAACGAAUCAUGGCGUACCAACAAAUUUCAAUUCAAAUUUUGCUGUCGAUUUUGUUUGGAAAUCAACUAGUUUCGAUAGAAUGCAAGCUGCUUUACGUAGAUUUACCAUUGAUGAUACAUCGGUGAAUAGUAGUAUUUAUCAUAAAUUACUUGGUCAUAAUGUUGAAGAUAAACAGGUAGCAAAAUUAUCGGGCAUAAAAUUACAUAUACCACCGAAUCUACCUGAAUUGAAUAAAUCACAAAUGUUUGCCGUGAAACAAUCGGCAUCGAAAAGUUUAACAUUGAUUCAAGGACCGCCAGGAACGGGUAAAACAGUGACAUCUGCAUCGAUUGUAUAUCAUUUUGUACGAUCCGGUUCAACGCCUGUAUUGGUAUGUGCACCAAGUAAUAUUGCUGUCGAUCAAUUGACGGAAAAAAUUCAUUUAACCGGAUUGAAAGUUGUGCGAAUAUGUGCAAAAAGUCGUGAAGCAAUCAGUUCACCUGUAUCAUUUCUUGCAUUGCAUAAUCAAAUUCGUGAAAUGGUUGGACAUUCUGAAUUUCGUAAACUACAACAAUUGAAAGAUGAAACUGGUGAAUUAUCUUCAUCUGAUGAAAAACGAUAUCGAAUAUUGAAACGACAAUGUGAACGUGAAUUGCUGGAAUCUGCCGAUGUUAUUUGCUGUACAUGUGUUGGUGCCGGUGAUCCACGAUUGACUCGAUUUAAAUUUCAUUCGAUGCUUAUUGAUGAAUCGAUGCAAGCAACCGAACCGGAAUGUAUGGUACCAGUAGUUCUUGGCGUACGACAACUAGUACUUGUUGGUGAUCAUUGUCAACUUGGUCCUGUUGUUAUGUGUAAAAAAGCAGCAAAAGCUGGACUUUCACGAUCAUUAUUUGAACGUUUAGUUGUACUUGGUAUACGUCCCAUACGUUUAGAAGUCCAAUAUCGUAUGCAUCCUUCGCUUAGUGAAUUUCCAUCGAAUCUAUUCUAUGAAGGAUCAUUACAAAAUGGUGUACAUGGAUCAGAACGACAAUUGAAAGGAAAUGAUUUUCCAUGGCCAAUACCGGAUCGACCAAUGUUUUUCUAUUGUUGUCAAGGUCAAGAAGAGAUUGCUGGUUCCGGUACAUCAUAUCUGAAUCGAACAGAAGCUGCAUAUGUUGAAAAGAUUAUAACCAGAUUUUUGAAAUCUGGCCUUAAACCUGAACAAUUAGGUGUAAUCACACCAUAUGAAGGACAACGAUCAUUUCUUGUACAAUAUAUGCAACAUAAUGGAUCAUUUCAUACGAAAUUAUAUCAAGAAAUUGAAGUGGCAAGUGUUGAUGCAUUUCAAGGACGUGAAAAAGAUAUAAUCGUUUUCUCAUGUGUUCGUUCAAAUGAACACCAAGGUAUUGGAUUUUUGAAUGAUCCACGACGAUUAAACGUCGCAUUGACUCGUGCUCGUUAUGGAAUCAUAAUUGUUGGUAAUCCAAAAGUAUUGUCUAAACAACCUAUAUGGAAUCAUCUACUAUCAUUUUAUAAAGAACAACGCGUAUUAGUGGAAGGUCCAUUGAAUAAUCUCAAGGAAAGUUUGAUUCAAUUUUCCAAAGCCCGUAAAAUGUUUGUCAAUCCUAUCACCAAUGGUUUAUCACCAUUUAAUUCGGUUGCACAACCAAUGAAUAACAGCAGCAAUAAUAAUAAUAAUUUACCAUUUCAAAUGACAAUGCCAUUCGGAAUGAAUAAUCGUUUUGGUGGACCACAAUCUGGAUUAUUAUCAAAUCCAAUUACUACUGGUGGUGGUGGUGGUGGAACCAACAACAACAGCGACAAUGAUUAUUCACUGUAUUCAUCAAACAGCCAAACAAAUUCACAGCCAUAUAGUCAUCAUCAAAAUCAUAAUAAUCAUCUUCAUCAUCAUUAUGGUGGUGGUGGUCGACAUAAUCAGCAUGAUCAAUUAUCAUAUAUUGCUAAUGAUCGUGCCCAGACUAAUUUGGCUGCAAUAUCAAAUUUUCCUGUACCUAUUGGUCUAUUCAUAACGAUGCCACAGGCUAAUUAUUACGGGCAAAAUCAACAACAACAACAACAACAAAUGGCUCAUAACCAAAGAUCGAAUAAUAAUAAUAAUAAACAACAGAAUAAACGAUAUAAUCGUAAUAGUGGUACGAUUAGUCGUAGUAGUCAAGAUAGUCAAAAUUUAUCACAAAAUUUGCUCACACAACCUGGUACAUUUGGUCAACUAUCAUCGAAUAGUCAAACACAUCAUCCAGGUGCCGGCGGUUUAUAUUCAAUGCAAGGAUAUUCACAAAAUAUUCUCUCACAAACAGAUUUAUCACAGGAUCCAUAUAGUUUUGAAGAUCGAUCUCAAUUAGAUGGCCUUUUAUCACAGGAAUCAGCUUAUCAUGACCGAAGUCAUCUUUAUCUAUCCUCACAAACGGCCAAUACCGGUGCUGGAAACAGUGGUGGUGGUGGUGGUGGUACACAGCCCAAUUAAAUUCACAUUACACAUAAUAAUGUCUAUCUUUUUCUGUAUUUUUUUCCAACCCAUUGUUUGUUCAAAA
This is a messenger RNA of Dermatophagoides farinae (American house dust mite), 3750 nucleotides long. RefSeq names its product Upf1 RNA helicase (gene Upf1). Gene Ontology annotation, cellular component: cytoplasm. Gene Ontology annotation, biological process: nuclear-transcribed mRNA catabolic process, nonsense-mediated decay. Gene Ontology annotation, molecular function: RNA binding; ATP binding; DNA binding. NCBI's taxonomy places the organism in Eukaryota, Metazoa, Arthropoda, Arachnida, Sarcoptiformes, Pyroglyphidae. The record is from RefSeq and is a predicted model, not a curated record.